Molecule: messenger RNA, 1086 nt
Organism: Acytostelium subglobosum LB1
Lineage: Eukaryota; Evosea; Eumycetozoa; Acytosteliales; Acytosteliaceae
Exons: 2
Biological process (GO): ceramide biosynthetic process
Molecular function (GO): sphingolipid delta-4 desaturase activity
Source: RefSeq, a predicted model, not a curated record
AGACAGAUAGACAGAAUGGGAAAAGGAAAAGGAGCACAAACAAAGACGACUCGCGAGAAGUACCCAUCAAAGAGUGGCGUGCCACCUCUGGCGGGCGCCGGCCCACUCGAGGACUUUGACACAAAGGACGAGCAUAUCCGCGUGGAAGCCGUCCAGCAGCACUGGACACGUCGCAAGCUCAUCUCGCAGAAGUACCCCGAGGUGCUCAACUUCCCCACAUUCUACACGCCCACCGCCUUCUGGGUGGUGUCGCUGGUCGCCUCGAUGGUCAUCACCGCCAAGCUCCUUGAGAACUCCUCCUUCCUGACCGUGCUGGUCGCCGCCUACAUCUUUGGCGCCACCGUCUCACACGCCCUCUGGGUAUUAAUUCAUGAGCUCACUCAUGACCUUGUAUUCCAAGAGUCCUCCAUGAACUCACUCUUCCUCCUCAUUGCCGAUCUCCCUCACAUCCUCCCAGCCGGUAUCAGUUUCCGUCACUUCCACAGACUGCAUCAUUCAUUCUUGAACGAGACAUACACUGAUCCAGAUGUACCAACACCAAUUGAAAACUCAUUGUUGGGUCACACUGUUGUUGGCAAGAUCAUCUGGUUCUCAUUCUACUCGAUUGUUAUUGCCCUGCGCUCAUUCUUGUAUCCAUUGAAGGAUCAAUCACCAUUCGGCAUGUGGAUGGUGCUCAACUACAUUGCCAACUUCAGCUUCACCUACGUGAUGUCCAAGUGGGUGGGUACCAUGGGCAUGGUCUACCUGGUGCUGUCGUCGCUCAUGUCCGUCGGCUUCCUGCUGCACCCAUUGGGCGCACGCUGGAUCGCCGAGCACUUUGCCGUCACGCAGUCUGAGCAGGAGACUUACUCCACGUACGGCCUCGUCAACACACUGGGCUUCAACAUUGGCUACCAUAACGAGCAUCACGACUUUGUCCGCGUGCCCUGGGUCUUCCUGCCACGUCUGACCGCCAUCGCCGAGGAGUACUACACCAAGGGAUUGCGCUAUCACACCUCCUACUGGCGUGUCCUCUACGAGUUCCUCACCAGAGACGAGUUCACAUUGGACAGCAGAGUGACCAGAGCAUCAAAGGGUCAGAAGAGC